Messenger RNA from Astrephomene gubernaculifera, 554 nucleotides. The record is from the annotation of a GenBank genome assembly. Lineage: Eukaryota; Viridiplantae; Chlorophyta; Chlorophyceae; Chlamydomonadales; Astrephomenaceae.
CCUCCACCCCCCCGCAGCUCACUCGCGCCUCCCUGCCCCCCGCUUCCAAGGUCCCCACCAGCCCCGCGCAGCGCCUCAGGGACGCGGCGGCCGCACUGCUGCAAACCGCACUCACCUCCCCCUCCUCCUCCUCCUCCUCCCCCUCCUCCUCCUCCUCCUCCUCCUCUGCUGCCGCCCUGCUCCCCGCGCUGCUGUCCGACCUGCCGGCCCGCUGGGAGCGGCUGGGCGAUCUUGCGCUGCUGCCCGCCCCCGCACUCACCCACCCGGGCUGGAGGGCCGCGCUGGCACCGCUGGCAGCGGGAGGCAGCAGCGGGGGCGAGCAGCAGGAGGAGGUGUUGCUGCCGCUGUGGCGGGCGGUGGCGGGGGCGCUGGGGGUGGAGCGGCUGGCUCGGCAGGCGCCCGUGGCCAACACGGGCACUCGUGACAGCCGCGCAGUGCUGCUGCUGGGCUCGCACGGCUGGGUGGCGCACCGGGAGGGCGGAGUGCUCUUCCGGCUGGACGUCACCCGCUGCAUGUUCUCCAGCGGCAACGUGACGGAGCGCACACGCAUGGGC